CUCAACCUCUUCUUUUCUCGUAUUCCCAUCGUCCAGACUACGGUAGACUAUGUAUGCACGUCUGGAGGUGUCUGUCUGUCUGUCUGCCAAAGCUGCUGCACACCUCUCAACACUCUUCUUCCCUCUGAAGCAUCGUCGCAUCUCUUCAGACCAUCAUUUAUCUGACACGGAUAAAGGGAUGAGUAGGCAAAUUAACAUAUCCGACCCCUGGCGAGAGGGAAAUUGCCCCAUCUCAGUCACAGCAGGCCUCGCAAGUUUGAGAUGUUGGGCCGACAGUGUUUGCCAGGUGGUGGAGGAGAGCUUAUCAAAAUGCACCUACGGGAGCGGAUUCGAGAGCUCACGCCAAUCCUCAAUCUGCAUGGGCUCCAUAUCAAAAUGGUUGCUAGUCGUGGCAACCUGCAGAUGGAGACCCAGCGCAAAAAAACGACGACGACGACGACGACUACAGUACGACGAAUCAUUAGACUCCACUCCACGAUCUCGCGAUAGUUCACGCAUGGUUUGAAUCUGUUCUUGGAAAUGGCUCGAAUGAGGCAACUGAUGUCUCACUGCUCCCUUUUUAGUCUUUUUUCGCCUCUUGCGACUGGUCCCAGGACGCCGAGACUUGUGAGGUGACUUGCCAAUGAUUUUAUCCGUCAACAAUGGUGCUACCAGCUCUUCCAGGGCCACGCUUCCCAGGUCCCUCGCUCUCAAUUUGAAAUGCCAUGUCUGAGAACAAAAUUCCAUUCCCGCGAAAGUAGAAACCCACCAAAACGGCCAAAUCGAGCAAAGUUUGUACGCCACUGCCUCUCACUCAACAUGG
Mollisia scopiformis is the source of this 802-nucleotide messenger RNA. RefSeq lists its product as uncharacterized. The transcript has a single exon. The coding region runs from base 50 to 505 and encodes 151 amino acids. Lineage: Eukaryota; Fungi; Ascomycota; Leotiomycetes; Helotiales; Mollisiaceae. The record is from RefSeq and is a predicted model, not a curated record.